This is a messenger RNA of Eucalyptus grandis, 1677 nucleotides long. Its product is annotated as putative receptor-like protein kinase At3g47110. Gene Ontology annotation, molecular function: ATP binding; protein kinase activity. Bases 1 to 1677 code for a protein of 558 amino acids. The transcript has 4 exons. The record is from RefSeq and is a predicted model, not a curated record. Gene Ontology annotation, biological process: protein phosphorylation. NCBI's taxonomy places the organism in Eukaryota, Viridiplantae, Streptophyta, Magnoliopsida, Myrtales, Myrtaceae.
AUGAGCACCCACCGAGCUGCCAACUGUCCACGAUUCGGCCCUCCUCAGUCAACAGUUGAAGACGCUGUUGAUCCCAAGCCUCCACCGAACGAGAUUUCCUUCCGUGCAGCCGCUCAACCGCAGCUACUCCUCCCCAACUUUGACCCAGCAACGACGCCAGCUGCUCCACUUCGGUUUAUUCCCCUGCAGCAACCGCACAUCUCCAACAACUCGGUCAAAGUUUUCCACAGCAAGCCCGGCUUGUUGACCCCCACGCCGCGCGUCCUCUUCUGCCAAGCGAACCCGCACGUCUUCAAGUUCCUCAGCCUCCUCCGAUUCGCACGAGGGCAGCGAAACAGCCUAACCACCGAAACUGUUUCUUCGUGGCCCACUCCAGCGAGAUCAGUCGUCUUCGGCCCAUCUCAUCCAAGCCCGCAGAUUCUUCAGUCAACAAACCGGCGGAUUCCCCCAGCAAGAAGUCCGCGGACGUUGACUCCUCUUGGUGUGCAUCUCCGCCCGUCGUCAGCAUCUUCAACGCCGUCGAAGCCACUAAGCAGAACUCGUGGAGGUGUUCCUGGUUUAAAGCUUCCUCUUUGUAAAUCAUCAAGCUCCAAGACCAAAGUUAUAUAUGUGGUAGCUGGCAGUUUGUUAUGUUUAGCUUCGUUGCUCCUAUGUUUGUCUAUCUCCUAUUGCAAAAAGAAGCAGACGACAACCAAUGCCUCCACUUCAUUAUCUUUCGAGAACCAAUUCUUGAGGAUUUCUUACGAAGAACUCUUGAAAGAGACUAACCAAUUCUCUAAGACCAAUUUGAUUGGUAAAGGGAGAUACGGCACAGUUUAUAAGGGGAUUCUUGAUAGCGGUGCCAUGGUGGCAAUGAAAGUGCUCAAUCUAAUGCAAAGAGGUGCUUCGAGGAGCUUUAUCUCCGAAUGCCGAACUCUAGGAACCAUUAGACACCGAAACCUCGUGAAGAUACUAAGUGUUUGCUCGAGUGUGGACUUUCAUGGAAAUGACUUCAAAGCUCUAAUAUAUGAGUUCAUGGCUAAUGAGAGCUUGGAGGAGUGGCUGCACUCUGGGACUGUAGGGCGAGAUGAUGAACAUGGCGAAUCGAGAAAUCUGAGACUAGUGCAGAGGUUACACAUUGCCAUUGACAUAGCUAAUGCGAUCGAAUAUCUCCACAAAAGUUGUUAUUCAACAAUUGUCCACGGAGAUUUGAAGCCAAGUAAUGUGCUUCUAGACAAUGACAUGGUGGCUCGAGUUGGAGAUUUCGGGCUUGCAAAGAUCAUUUCAAUGGUUUCUGCUGAAGCCACAAGAGUUCAUGACCAAGGUAGUUCAACUUCAACCGCAGUCAGAGGAUCCAUUGGUUAUGUGCCUCCUGAGUAUGGCAUGGGACAUGAGGUUUCCAUACUUGGGGAUAUAUACAGUUACGGCAUUCUAUUAUUGGAGAUGUUCACUGGAAAGAGACCCACUAAAGAGGCCUUUGCGCACUAUCUUAACCUCCACAACUUCGUCCUAAUGGCUCUCCCAGAUCAAGCAAUGGACAUCGUAGACUUAAGGCUUUGGAGUGAAGUUAGUGAUCGACAACAAGAGAUCAAGAUCAAAGAUUGCAUUAUCUCUGUAUUUGAAGUUGGACUCGAAUGUUCAAUGGAAUCACCAUCAGAUCGAAUGGACAUGACCGAGGCGAUCAGAAAUUACACUUGA